AUGACGGAAAAUAUCCCCCCUUCCAACGGAGUCAACAGUGCGGCUCCAGAUGCAUCGCGCGGUCUGCCGUACUACGAGAAACUCCGGCGCGACCUCCGCGAAUCCCUACAUAAGAAGAGGCAAAUAGAUGCAGCUCUGGCACAAAUCGAGGAAACCAUCCUCGCGCGCGAAACCGCCUACCUCGAAGAGACAGCAGCAGGCAACAUCAUCAAAGGCUUCGACAACUACAUCAAAGGCACGACGGCAACGACGAAUGCAAGCGGGCAGGGUACGGCGACGCGUCGGAAAGCCGUCAUCAGUGACCAUGAUAGGAUUUUCAGUCGUAGUUCGAUGAGCUUGAAGGACUCCUUAAACGGAACUCCGCAAACGACUCCCUCCACUGCAACAACGCCCGCGUCAUCGUUUCCGACGAGGGAGAAUAGCAUGUCUGCGACGAAUCCGCUAACGGUUGGGAUGGGCAGCGUUAAUAAGAAGAAGAAGAAGGCAGCGGAUGAUGAUGAUUCGGAGAGUCAGCCGAGUAAACGUGGGAAGAUUACGUAUGGGAGGAGUUCUGAGAAUCUUCGCUAG
Westerdykella ornata is the source of this 567-nucleotide messenger RNA. Its product is annotated as NuA4-domain-containing protein. The transcript is spliced from 3 exons. Bases 1 to 567 code for a protein of 188 amino acids. Lineage: Eukaryota; Fungi; Ascomycota; Dothideomycetes; Pleosporales; Sporormiaceae. The record is from RefSeq and is a predicted model, not a curated record. Gene Ontology annotation, cellular component: NuA4 histone acetyltransferase complex.